Messenger RNA from Paramuricea clavata, 1035 nucleotides. The record is from the annotation of a GenBank genome assembly. Lineage: Eukaryota; Metazoa; Cnidaria; Anthozoa; Malacalcyonacea; Plexauridae.
AUGCCGCAUUGUACUGUGCCUUUGUGCACAAAUGGCAGUCGAAAGACCAAAGGAACAGAUAUAAGUUAUCAUAGGUUGCCAAAUGGGCCGCUCAGAAGUGUUUGGUUGCGUAAUUUACGUCGAGAGAACCCUCGUGAGCGUGCGAAUACGUAUGUCUGCAGCGCACAUUUUGCACCCGAUUGUUUUGAACCGAAUGCUGAAGUAAUUCCUGGUUUCAAGAAACGUAAAACGCUGAAGCUAUCAGCGGUGCCAACUAUGUUUGCUUUUCCAACGAAGGGCAACGAAAACAAAACAAGAUUGUCAAGUGUGAAACAAAUACGAAAUCGGACAAGAAAGGUUUGGAGAUUCUUGUCUCACAUACUGUAUGAUAUUUCAUUUACUAAUCAAUAUACAAACAAUCCUGGCGCUUUGUGAACAAAAUGUAUACACAAUGUUGUAAAUCUUGUUAAUAUAAGAAUAUAAUUUUAAUAUACAUUUGAAGAAUACUUCAAAAACAAAGUUUGUACAAAUUCAUUAUCUAGUACUAUUACAUUAAUUGUAACUUAAGGUUUGCAACAUUGAAGAAAUUUUUUCGCUCUAUAUAAAAUGAAUGUGCCAAAUAACAUGUUUUAUUUUAAUUUGAAAUUUUAAUUAAACAUUUUUACCCAUGAACUGGUUACAAUUUAGCAUUUGGAAACUUUAGGAUAUUGUUGUAUUUUGCCAGGGGUCAUUAAUAUUCAUGCUAAACAUUAACCAGUCAAAUAUUCUGUUUUAUUCGUUAAUAUUAUCAAGGUUGCAAAAACAUUGAAACAAGACAUAUUUGUUCUGGAUGCAGAUAGUUGUUAUGCAAAUGAAAAUAUAGAAAGUUCAAAUGCUGAUGUGGAACAAACUACCUGUACUUCAACUCGACAUAUUGAAACUACGACACAAGAUAAAGAGGUUCAGGUUCAACCUUCUAUUAAAACAUUUAAGACUGUUGGAACCCAAACUGAACAUUUACACAUACAAGGAAAUACAAAAAGACACCCUGAUGGCAUCAAUAAAUUAUUUCAUUAG